AUGCCCGCACACCUGUCUGAGUGGCUCCCGCGGUACAGCAGCCACUGCACCGGGCGGCGUUCCCCCAGAAGCCUGGUUCAUGCCCUCUGGCCCUGGUCGCCCUCCUCGGGUGGCAGAAGUUCCAGCAGAGGCCGAGUCCGCCUGUUGGGCCUGGUCCGGGACCUGGGGCCCCCUGUGCCCCUGACUCCCCAUCAUGCAUCCGUGACCCCCAGGAUCAAGAUCCUUCCAGAAAAUGCCAGAAGCAGAAAACCAUUGGGACACUGGCUCCUGAAGCCAGACGUCGUCUCCCAGCUGGAGCAGGCAGUGGAGCCGUGGGCAGUGGACAAGGGCGUUCCCCGAGGUGUGUGCCCAGACUUGGAAACUAGACCCAAAACCAAACUGUCAGCUCCAAAACAAGACAUCACUGAAGAAAUACCCAAUAGGGUCCUGGUAGAAAGGCUCUUCUGGGAUAGUCUGUGGUGCCCUGAGCAGGGAGAUGCCGAGGGCCACUGGGAACAGAGUCAUGAGAGCCUAGAUGGCUGUGUGGUGCAGGCGGCCUUCACACCUGAGGAGAUGCCCUUUCAGGAGCAGCAGGAGGGGAAUGCGCUUGGGGAAAACAGCGGUCUGAGCCCCAGCCUCCUAACUCAGCCAAUGACUCCUGAAAGACAAGGCCCCCACAUGUGGGGGACACAUGGAAAGAGGGAGAAUCUGGACUCAAAGUUAAAUGCCCAACAGAAAACCUAUGCAAGAGAGAAACCCUACGAGUGUCAGGAAUGUGGAAAGGCCUUUAGUCACAGCUCAGCACUCAUCGAACACCACCGAACACACACGGGAGAGAGACCUUAUCAAUGUCACGAAUGCAGAAAAGGUUUCCGAAACAGCUCGGCACUUACAAAACACCAGAGAAUCCAUACUGGUGAGAAACCUUAUAAGUGCACUCAGUGUGGGAGGACCUUCAACCAGAUCGCCCCACUGAUCCAGCACCAGAGAACUCACACUGGCGAGAAGCCCUACGAGUGCAGUGAAUGUGGGAAAUCCUUCAGUUUUAGGUCCUCCUUCAGCCAGCACGAGCGGACACACACAGGCGAGAAGCCCUACGAGUGCAACGAGUGCGGGAAAGCCUUCCGGCAGAGCAUCCACCUCACCCAGCACCUGCGCAUCCACACUGGGGAGAAACCCUAUCAGUGUGGAGAGUGCGGCAAGGCCUUCAGCCACAGCUCCUCCUUGGCCAAACACCAGCGGAUCCACACCGGGGAGAAGCCCUAUGAGUGCCACGAGUGUGGCAAAGCCUUCACCCAGAUCACACCGCUGAUUCAGCAUCAGAGGACGCACACGGGAGAGAAGCCCUAUGAGUGUAAUGAGUGCGGGAAGGCCUUCAGCCAGAGCACACUCUUGACGGAGCAUCGGAGGAUUCACACAGGAGAGAAGCCCUAUGGGUGCAAUGAGUGUGGGAAAACUUUCAGUCACAGCUCGUCACUCAGCCAGCAUGAGCGGACGCACACAGGAGAGAAACCCUACGAGUGCAGCCAGUGCGGGAAGGCCUUCCGGCAGAGCACACACCUCACUCAGCAUCAGAGAAUCCACACGGGGGAGAAGCCCUAUGAGUGUGGUGACUGCGGCAAGGCCUUCAGUCAUAGCUCCUCGCUAACUAAGCAUCAGCGAAUCCACACCGGGGAGAAGCCCUAUGAAUGUAAUGCCUGUGGCAGAGCCUUCAGCCAGCUUGCCCCCCUCAUUCAGCACCAGAGGAUCCACACAGGAGAAAAACCCUACGAAUGUACCAAGUGUGGCAGAGCCUUCAGCCAGAGCUCCCUUCUCAUAGAGCACCAGAGGAUUCACACCAAGGAAAAGCCCUAUGGGUGCAACGAAUGUGGGAAAUCCUUCAGUCACAGCUCAUCGCUCAGCCAGCACGAAAGGACACACACGGGGGAAAAGCCCUACGAGUGUCAGGACUGUGGAAAAUCCUUCAGGCAGAGCACCCACCUGACUCAGCACCGGAGGAUCCACACAGGAGAGAAGCCGUAUGAGUGCAGGGACUGUGGGAAAGCCUUCACACACAGCUCCUCCCUCACCAAGCACCAGAGAACUCAUACUGGGUUAGACCCGCUCGACAUGUGCGACGACACGGGAAAGUCUUAAGCCAUCGCUCAUCCCUUACUAGACUUGACCCAAUGAUACUCAUGAGAAAAAUAUUAUACACAAGCUUUCAUACUCAACACACUCCUCAGACACCCUCAGAGUUCAUACUGAGGGAAAUGAUGGUAGGGAUACUGAGCUCUAUGUAGUCUAUCCCUGGAUAUCAGGUCAUCCAAAUAGCAGGGACAUGUGCAAUCA
Diceros bicornis minor is the source of this 2310-nucleotide messenger RNA. It is a transcript of the gene ZNF135, whose product is annotated as zinc finger protein 135. Lineage: Eukaryota; Metazoa; Chordata; Mammalia; Perissodactyla; Rhinocerotidae. The transcript is spliced from 5 exons. Gene Ontology annotation, biological process: regulation of DNA-templated transcription. Bases 1 to 2115 code for a protein of 704 amino acids. The record is from RefSeq and is a predicted model, not a curated record.